Alnus glutinosa is the source of this 832-nucleotide messenger RNA. RefSeq names its product ethylene-responsive transcription factor 8-like. NCBI's taxonomy places the organism in Eukaryota, Viridiplantae, Streptophyta, Magnoliopsida, Fagales, Betulaceae. Bases 66 to 575 code for a protein of 169 amino acids. Gene Ontology annotation, biological process: regulation of DNA-templated transcription. The record is from RefSeq and is a predicted model, not a curated record. The transcript has a single exon. Gene Ontology annotation, molecular function: DNA-binding transcription factor activity; DNA binding.
AAACCCUAACUCCCACUCUCGGAACUCUCACUUUACCUUUUUUAGGUCCGUAGUACACCGAGUCCAUGCCUGUUGACGCGCAAAACCUCCGCCGAGACUCGCUCACCGUCGCCGGAGUUCCGUCAGGGACUCCUCCUGCGAAGGGCGCGCGAAGAGAGACGCAUUUUAGAGGCGUGCGCAAGCGGCCCUGGGGGCGGUUCGCGGCGGAGAUCCGAGACCCGUGGAGGAAGACCAGGAAGUGGCUCGGCACCUUCGACACCGCCGUGGAGGCCGCUCUCGCCUACGAUGAGGCUGCCAUCAGUCUCCGCGGCUCCAAGGCCCGCACCAACUUCGGCCUGCGCGGCCACUUCGUCGCUCAGCCGGUCGCCGUCGCCGGAACUCCCGUAGAGGUUUUCGGCUUCAGGCCUCUGCCGGACUUAUUUCCCGGGGGAGGUAUUCCUGCUCCGGCGAGGUCGGAGUUCAAAGGGUACGUGAUGGAGAACGCGGACUUGGUGGUAGCCGGGCAGGACGAGAAAAAGAAAAUGAAGGAGAAGCCGUUUCUCUUCGAUCUGAAUCUGCCGGCGCCGCUUUUCUGAACCGCCGGAGACGAGGUUCCCGGCAAGGGCUUCCCCGGAGAAGAUUGGUCUUGUAUUUUUGUUCAUGUUUUGAUUUUUUGUUUUUCAUUUGGGUUCCUCUCUUGGCAUCGUGGUUAGUCAAUUUUCCCUGCUUAUGUACAGCUGAUUAGCAAAAAAACCAUUUUGAUUAUAUUACAAUUAAGGUUGGGCAGGGCUUAACUUAAUGACCCCUUUACCGUGGAUUGAAUGAAAAUUGUAUGAGUGGUGAUCUGAGAAAA